AUGAAGCUCCUAAUACUUUUGGUGUUUGUGGGGUUUUGCUCUGCCCAAUACAACACAAACUUCAGGGCUGGCAGGACAUCUAUGGUCCACUUGUUUGAAUGGCGCUGGGUAGAUAUUGCUGCAGAAUGUGAGAGAUAUUUGGGUCCCAAUGGAUUUGGUGGUAUACAGGUCUCCCCACCAAAUGAAAAUAUAAUUGUUAACAAUCCCUGGAGACCUUGGUAUGAGAGAUACCAGCCAGUCAGCUACAAGCUCUGCUCCAGGUCCGGUAGUGAGGCUCAGUUCAGAGACAUGGUGACCAGAUGUAACAAUGUUGGGGUAUAUAUUUAUGUUGAUGCCAUCAUUAACCACAUGUGUGGAUCAGGUGGUGGUGCAGGAACACACUCUACUUGUGGAAGCUAUUUCAAUGCUGGAACCAAAGAAUUCUCUGCAGUACCUUAUUCAAACCUGGAUUUCAAUGAUGCCAAGUGCAAUACUAAUAAUGGUGAAAUCCAGAACUAUGGCGAUGUUAACCAGGUCAGAAACUGCAGACUUGUGGGCCUUUUGGAUUUGGCAAUGGAGAAGGAUUACGUACGUGGAAAGAUUGCAGCCUUCCUAAACAACCUCAUCAGCAUUGGUGUUGCUGGCUUCAGACUGGAUGCCGCCAAACACAUGUGGCCUGGAGACAUCGCUAACAUCUUGGGCAGAUUAAACAAUCUGAACACUCAAUGGUUCCCUGGUGGCUCCCGUCCUUUCAUCUUCCAGGAGGUGAUUGAUUUGGGUGGAGAAGCUAUUUCAGCUGGUGAAUACUAUGGAAAUGGCCGUGUGACCGAGUUCAAAUAUGGAGCCAAGCUUGGCAAUGUGAUUCGCAAGUGGAACGGAGAAAAGAUGUCAUACCUGAAGAACUGGGGUGAAGGAUGGGGUUUCAUGCCUAACAACAGAGCACUGGUGUUUGUUGACAACCAUGAUAACCAGAGAGGACACGGUGCUGGAGGCUCUUCCAUCCUUACCUUCUUUGACGCACGCCUGUACAAAAUGGGAAUUGGCUUCAUGUUGGCACAUCCCUAUGGUGUCACACGUGUCAUGUCCAGUUAUCGUUGGACAAGAAACUUUGUCAAUGGAAAGGAUGUCAACGACUGGAUUGGACCCCCAAGCAACUCUGAUGGAUCAACUAAGGCAGUUACUAUCAAUGCCGACACAACCUGUGGAAAUAAUUGGGUCUGUGAGCACAGAUGGCGUCAGAUUAAGAACAUGGUAAUAUUCCGUAACACAGUUGAUGGCCAAGCCUUCGCUAACUGGUGGGACAAUGGAGGAAAUCAAAUUGCUUUUGGCCGUGGAAACAGAGGAUUCAUUAUUUUUAAUAAUGAGACAUGGAACAUGGAUGUCACUCUGAACACUGGACUUCCUGCCGGCACAUACUGUGAUGUUAUCUCUGGACAGAAAGAAGGCACCCGCUGUACUGGUGCACAGGUCACUGUGAGCGGCACUGGCUCAGCCCGCUUCACAAUUAGCGGUUCAGCAGAAGACCCAUUUGUUGCCAUUCAUGUGAACGCCAAGUUGUAAUU
Nanorana parkeri is the source of this 1541-nucleotide messenger RNA. RefSeq names its product pancreatic alpha-amylase-like. The record is from RefSeq and is a predicted model, not a curated record. Gene Ontology annotation, biological process: carbohydrate metabolic process. NCBI's taxonomy places the organism in Eukaryota, Metazoa, Chordata, Amphibia, Anura, Dicroglossidae. The transcript has 10 exons. Gene Ontology annotation, molecular function: cation binding; alpha-amylase activity. The coding region runs from base 1 to 1539 and encodes 512 amino acids.